Molecule: messenger RNA, 1914 nt
Organism: Stylonychia lemnae
Lineage: Eukaryota; Ciliophora; Spirotrichea; Sporadotrichida; Oxytrichidae
Source: the annotation of a GenBank genome assembly
AUGGCUUUUGUAUCAUAAUCACCCAGGAAGAUUUUACAACCUUAAUAAACAGGCUCCUAAAACUUGGGUCCAGGUGAUUACACAACUGAUAAUUAAAAUAUUGCAAAAAGUAAUACUAUUCAAAGAAAGUAGCCGGCUUUUGGGGCAGGCGAGGAUAGAAAAUUGAAAAACGUAAAACCUUCAGAUCCCGAAAAAAUUGGUCCUGGUAUUUUAUUUUAGCGUUAGUUAACAUUUUUAGGCCCCGGAGCUUAUAUUUCACAUAAUGAUCUUGUUAAUGUUGAUUAUAAAAAAGAAUACGAUGAUCACACUUCUUACAUAGUGAGGGAUAAUGGGCAUGUUAAUUAAAGGACGUAACAGUAUGCGUUUCAGGCACCUAAGGAGUCAUCUAUAGCUCAAAUAAAAGACACUCCUGGGCCAGGUGCAUACAACACUAACAUAUCCAUCUUUAACAACAGUUCUCCUAAAUUUCCUAAUUUAAGAAAUAAGGUAUCAAUGACUGGACUUUAAUCACCAAAGGGAGGCAUAUCAGGAUUCCUUAACAUCUCAAUUCCAAGUAUUCCAUCUAGGUAUCUGUAACCUAAUCUUGAAAUUGAUAAUGAUGAGAGCUCAAAUAAUUUCGGAGGAAAACAUUAAUCAGGACCAGGUGCUUAUUACGUUCAAGAUAGCCUACUUAAAAAAUCACCAAGGGCAAAUGUGAGUUUCGGUUAAAGUAAGACAAUGAGAACUGCUGAGGAUGGUUUUGCAACAAGAACUACAUAGCCAGCAGUUGGUCCUGGAAGCUAUAACAUCAUUAAAGAUAUUGAUAGAAAGAUUUAUAAUCCAACUAUCCCUCGAGAUGGUCAAAAUUCUCAACUAUAUAAAGUAAAAAAGAAGAAAAAUGCAGGAUCAAUCAAAGAUAACUAUGACUUUGAUUCAGAUAGUGAGGAAUAUGAGGAUCCUAGCAUUAGUAAGAAACUUGAAGCAAGUCCUGGACCUGGAUAGUAUCUUAAAGAAGAGCACAUCAAUAAAUUUGGUAUGAACUCAGGAAAACUAGAACAGUUUCAAUUUUUUGGCACUUCAAUAGAGAGAUUUAAAGCACCUUUAACUAGUACUGCUUAAAUUGGGCCUGGCUAAUAUAACCCUGAAAUUAGCAGCUAAAGAAAUUAGCAUUUCUAAUUGGCAGGAUCUGCUAGUUUUAUGGGAAUAGCAAGACAAAAGAAUAAUCUAAUGCUAAAUAAGACGAGACUAGAAAUCCCUGGUCCAGGAGACUAUAAGCUUGAAGAAUCUUUGAAAUUUAUUUAGGAUACUAAAUUAAUUGGAAAACAGCCUUUUGCUUCAAAUAUAGAUAGGUUUAAGGUCAGAGAUGAGGCUAUUCCUGGUCCUGGAAAAUAUCCUUUACCGGGAUCCUGUAAUGUUAGAAGUAUUAGUUAGGUACAUGCUAGUUUCAGAUCUGGAGUUAAAAAAGAACUUGUAUUCCCCAUAGAUAAGGAUGUUCCAGGAACGGGGGCUUAUAACACCCAAGAAUUCAAGUCUAUUGGGAUUUAAAAAAUUACUGGAGGAGCUCCAAAUAACUUUUCUCUUUUGGCGAAGAAAACAUAGACUAUGAGUGCCAACAACAGUGUAAUGAGAGGUAAAAAAGAGAAAAAUGAACCAAAUGUUUCACCAAGGACUAUAUUAGUUGAGACUUCAACACCUAUACAUAUGGGACCAGGCUAUUAUGGAGGCACUAAAUUCAAGAUCUUGGAUAAUCAACCUCAGUCAGUUAAGGAUUCUAAAAUGUUUGGCAGAGGAGACAGAUUCCCCGAUCCUAAAUAGAAGUCACCAGGACCUGGUUCUUAUAGUGAUCUCAAUAAGUGGCAUCAAAAGACGUACAAUCUCAAGUUUCUUAAUGUUUAAAUGUCUCCAUACACUUCAAAUAUUCCAUCCGCCUAGUGA